Messenger RNA from Strongylocentrotus purpuratus (purple sea urchin), 1270 nucleotides. RefSeq names its product metalloproteinase inhibitor 1-like. Gene Ontology annotation, cellular component: extracellular matrix. The coding region runs from base 13 to 708 and encodes 231 amino acids. The record is from RefSeq and is a predicted model, not a curated record. Gene Ontology annotation, molecular function: metalloendopeptidase inhibitor activity; protease binding. The transcript has 4 exons. NCBI's taxonomy places the organism in Eukaryota, Metazoa, Echinodermata, Echinoidea, Camarodonta, Strongylocentrotidae. Gene Ontology annotation, biological process: negative regulation of endopeptidase activity; negative regulation of membrane protein ectodomain proteolysis.
UCCAUAGCAACCAUGCAGCUAAGACAAGCAUCAUCGUCAUCACUCCUGCUCUGUGCACUGGUGCUGAUUGUCACCAAGAUGACGGAUGCCUGCUCCUGUAUGCCUGCUCACUAUCAAACACUAUUCUGCAGAGCUGAUGCUGUUAUCGAGGGAACGAUCAAGAGCACAUCGUUCAUCUAUGGCGACAACGCGGUCUCCAACAACGAUGUCUAUGGCUCUUCAAUGGACUACAGCUACGCGGAUCUCCUUCCUCCACUGGUUCUCCCUCGGUACCCUCUCUUCGUCGUCUACAACGUGACUAUCAAGGAGGUCUUCAAGGGGGAGGAGGAGUUGGUCGGCAUGACGACCGUAUCCGUGUCUAGCGCAGCAAACGGAGCAAUGUGCGGAGUAGCCGAUCUCCAAGAUGGAGAGGCCUACAUUUUGAGUGGUUUUGUAUGGGAUGGAGAACUUAAUGUUGGUCUGUGCAGCAGUUGGGUCCAACCAGUCAACUCACUCUCAGUAUUCCAGAAGAGAGGACUUAAGCGUCUCUACGCAAAGUCAUGCGACGACUGUCGGAUUUGUUCUGCAAAGUAUGACAAUGACUGCCUGCCCACGGAGGGGUGCAUGGGGUCUUACGCAUCGCCUUGCGUCAGAAGGAACUCUGCAUGCAUCCGCAACAACAAGGGACGCUGCUCCUGGAAAAAUAGCAAGUACCUGAGGCUUUGCUGAGCAUCUCGUCAUCACCAGAUAGACCCAUUCAUCCUUUUUAAAACAUUAUUCUUAGACCCCAUUCAGACGACAAGAAAGUUAUACCAAAUUUGUAUGAAGUAUAAAACAUUGUAUAGCGAAAGAGACACACACACACAUGAUAAGAGUUUCAUACAAAGAAUUGUUGUAUAAAGAAUCUAGAUUUGAAAAUAUUGUAUGUUUAUAGUCAGCUCAGAUGACAGUCGGCCAAUCAUCGUUUCACACUCAUAAUAACCCUCAGCUAGUUCUACUGUUUUCUUUCCAUGUGACGUUGAAAUUAUAAAGGUAAUCUGGUUUUUGGUUGGAUUUUCAUUAAACAUCUGUUUCGCUAUACAAUGUUUUAUCAUACAAUGUUGUAUUAUAUGAUGUCUGAACUAUAAAAAACUAUUUAUUGUAUAGCUCGAUAUAUAACUCUUUGUUAUCUGAAUGGAGGGUUACAGUCUUGAUAUCAUCACUGAUCAUCCUGAUAGAAAUUAUUGCUUGAGUGUAAUGUCCAAGGUCGGGAGGUUGACAGAUGGCAAUUUAGUCUCUUUUUCAUUUUAAU